This is a messenger RNA of Cinara cedri, 5490 nucleotides long. Lineage: Eukaryota; Metazoa; Arthropoda; Insecta; Hemiptera; Aphididae. The record is from the annotation of a GenBank genome assembly.
GUCGUGUUAUUGUUAUUGACCGUUAUUGUUAUUGUUACUGUUAUUGCCGGGGCGCGCCAUGAAAAUCGUCAACGGGCCCGCCGUCCCGCUGACGGCCGGCUGCGCGUCUUUUGCCACGUCCGUCGCGGCCGCGUGCUGUUUCCUCACCGUCUGGUCGUACUGGUACUGGGAGUUGGACGCCCAGUGCGAAGCCGGCCGCGAUUGCAAGUGUCUGCUGUUCGGUACGAGUUUCGCGAGCGGCAACUUCGUGGGCGGCGACCAAUACGCGUGCAGUUACGUGUACCAUUCGACAAUCGCCUCAUCGGCACUCGCCGCCUGCGCGUCCGUCUACUACGGCACCAAGUGGCUGCUGUGCCCGGACGGUCGGCUUCGCGAGGGACGUCGGCCGGUGCGACGCUCGUCAAACCAACCGCCCGCGACCAAGUAAUGUUUAUUGCCGGUGUCAUAGGUAAUAAGGGUCCGCGUCUAUCACUGGGAAUGGUGCGCGACCCGGUGUUGUUGAUUCCGAGCGGAGCGAGUUGGAUCUAUUGUGGUGGUUUUACAAGGAUGUGUUUUUUUUUUUCUUUCUGUCCGUAAACAAUUUGUCGAACGCCAGUUAACGCCAGUCGAAAAGCGAUAGGAGACGUCUUUCGUUGCGUUCUGGAUCUGGUCGGCGCAUUAUAAAAAGGUCGUUUUUUGAUACCACAAAGGGGUUUCGAAAUAAUUUGGAAAACCCGGAAACAAAACUAUAGGGAAAACGGCAAUUAUUUACGGCUCGAAGUGACUACUCUUCUUUAUACAAUCUGUUUUUCCCGAGAAAAAUUAUUAAAUACAAAAUAUUUUAUGUAUUUAGCAAAACUGAUUUUUUUUUUUUUUCCAAAGCUAUUCGAUUACAUUUGUUAAAUUGUUGACGACAUAAAACAAUAUUCAAUAUAAAAAUAACUUAAGAUUUAAUUUCCUAAAAAAAGUUUAUCAAUAAAAACCUAAUUAGAACGACUGAUUUAACUAGGAUUUAUCUUUAUAUGUUGAUGGGUAACGGACAUACUGUUAUCACUUUUAUAAUACCUUAUAGGAAAACAAUGAAUUUGAUGUUUUUUUUUUUUCUUAUAUAAACGUACAUUUUUUUAUAAUAAUUAUGAGCCCUUUAAUGAUUAUUUUGAAUAUUUUAGAUAGGUUUUAGACAGUUACAUCGAAAAACAUUACACAUUUUUAUUUAGAAACUGUAAAACAGUGGUUUUACUAACCUGUAAAAUAAAUUGCUUUUGUUUUUCAUUUUUGGUGAACAUGUCAUUACACUUUUACUUUUAUAUGAGGUUUACACCUCUUUCCACAGUAUCGUUUACUAUAUAUUAUAGAACGCGUCAAUCGAUUUUUUCCAGUUUGGUAAAAAGUAUUAUUUGACCAUUUCCAUAAAUUUCGUAUUUAUUCCGGGUCUUUUAAAUAAGUUUGGAGAUUGUUGAUUUAUUAAAUAUGUUGGUAGCACAUUAGUCAACAAGUUUUCAAUGUUUUCUAAUUUGAAUAUAAAUUUAUAUUGUACGUUCUCUUUGAUUUGAUUUAUUUCUUCGUAUUCUUAUAAGUUUUUUUUUGCUACCAAUUUGUUUUCUUAUUUCUGGUGAAUUCCAUUAGUCAAAAAUAGAAAACGCGAUGUACUCAUUGCUGAAGUACUAUAGAUAAUUUUUAAAAAAAAAACUUCAUUUUCAACCCUCUUGCGGCACGGGAAAGGGUAAGUCAUAUCAUGACCACAUUUCAUACAAAUUACUAUUACAUGAGAAAAAUGAAAAAUUGGAGGGUCUGCAUCAAUAAUAUUAUGGUUAUAUAUAUUUUUUUUUCUAUAACCAAGGACCACCUUUAGCCUUGUUAAUAAAAUAGAGACUGACUGUGAUUUUCUAAUUUGUAUUUUUAAUAUACCUACUUAUAUCUCUCUGAAAAAAUAAAAUAUCGAAAAAAUAGCGCCAACGCUGUACAGAUGAAUGUUUUUAAAUCGUUUUUCAUCGGCAUAAACCAUUGCUAACGAAACACGAUUAUGUUAUGAUUGUUGCGCAAGUAAAUUAUUAAACCAUUAACUAUAUUUUGUUAUACAAUAAUAUUUUUAUUGACUUCAUUCUGAUCCAAGUCGUACACUUUCUGAAAAUUAGUUUCCAAGAUACUAUACGACGGGUUUUUCCUGUUUUUAUGAUACAAGACGUUCUACUUUGGGGUCCGUAAUAAUUAAAUUAAAAUGAAAAAAAGACGUCCUAGGAUAAUGAAGUCGAGUGCAGCCAUUGUUGUAAGUAAUUUAAUGUGCAUCUGUAAACAAUGAUAAACAAUUGCUAACGAAAAAACGAUUCUGAGCGGAGUUCAGUUGAUAAUGUUGCUCUGUCAACAAUAUAUAUGCCAUAUUAUGGUAAAAUUUCAAUUAUUCCAAUUCCGAAAUUAAAUUUUUUUUCGGUUUUUCACAUUUGUUGAGAAAACUCCUGAAAAAAUCAAAAAACGACCUUUCUGAAGUACCUCUCCAAUGAAAUUUCCUUUUAGAAAAAUUGCUUUCAUUAUAAGUUGUAGCAAAAUUGCUGGUAGAAAAGUUGUCCACAAGAAAAAAAAAUAUACAUUUUUGUAAAAACAUAAGUUUCUUCGCUUCACUGAGAAUCUAAAAUUCAGAUUAAACAAACUAAUAUAAACCAUCAACGGCAGCAACUGAAUAAUAAUUACGUAUACAGAAAAUCGCCCACGUCGAAAACUAAUAUUUUUAUUUUGACACAAACGAUGACAUAAUUAUUGUCGCCCGCCAUCUGUUUCCCAUCUAAAUAAGACAUUCCAUUGAUAUACGCGGUUUUUAUCUUUAUCGCGUCACCCCUCUGCUAGUCCGCUCGCAAAAUCGCGUUCGCCGAGAACGUUAACCUCAGUGCACGGUAUUUCCGCGUUUUAAGCCCGAUUCACGAUUGUCCGGCACUUACCGACAGACCCUGCAUAAGUUACACUAUCUAAUAGGUAGACAGGUAAUUUGUAUGGUUUGUACUUUUUACCGUCUAUAAACUAUAUUUCUACUAGAUAUCUCGUUCCAAUCAAAAAUGACUAGCGAGCUAUUUUUUAGAAUGUCUAUUCUAGUAGGUGAAUUCAGGGAUUUUUAAUUUUCCAAGUAGUUUUCGUAAUAGUCUGGGGGAAAACCCGGAAAAUGUACGGUUUCGUUAUUUUCGAUUUUCUGUUAUUGUCAUCAUUUGGUUAAAAUUGAUUGUAUCGGUCGAGAUCGUAGAGGUUUUCAUAAAAUAUUUCUAUUAGAUUUUUCUAAACGUGGUAAAGUUUUAUAAACAUUUCUGUGCCUUUUGAGCUAUUUUUAGAUAUUUUAAAUGUCUGAGCUGUGGAAUAUCUCGUAAAGCUGCGUCACAAUAAGUUUGUAGCGCUGAUGGCGCGGGCGACUGCUACGUGUGCUUGUGCUGUGUCGAUUGCGUUAUAAUAGUGGAGUUGAUUCGGUUGCUGGUGCUAAAUGCCGACUCAAAAAAAAUUGCAUUGAAUGAAUAAUGGUGUAUCUUAAUUUGUUUGUAUCGUGGAGUCUUAAACAUCCCAUGGGCAAAUCGUGAUCUAAUGCGAGAGUGUUUCAAAGAAUGCGGAAGAAAAAAAAAUUAGUGAUGACUGUGAAAACACAAAAAUUAGAAUACAUGGGCCACAUAAUCAAAGAUAUGAUUUGCUGCAACUCCAAGAGAUAAUAGAAGGUAAGAGAAGUGUUGGAAGGCGAAGGAUAUCAAAAAAAUCUGGGCAAAAAAUCGCCGCAACUCAUUUGGCACAACAACAGGUGAACUUUUGAAUUUUGUAAUAUUCAAUAUGAUUUCCAAUAUCCGAAACGGAUAGGAUCUUCGAGAAGAAUAAUAUAAUUAAUUUGUUAGGGUUCACAGGACUCGAAUCGGCAAAUAAUUAUCGCAGAUGAAGUGUUACAAAAUAUCAUACAAAAUGUAUCAACAUAGUGCCAGCUAUGUCUGAAGUCUUGUAUGACUAUUAAAUACGAGUAUAAUGUACAUGUAAUUUAUAAAAAUUAUAAAAGAAAUAUUUUUAAAAUACGAAAUGUAUUUCGUCUGUUCAUAUUAUUACAAUUAUAAUAAUAAAUAAACAACUUAAUAUAGGUACAGGUGUAAUUUGUAUAUUGCAUAUAUAAAAUGAUUUCGAUUUUAGAUCACGAAUUUCCAGUUUAAAAAUAUGUUUUGUGAUUAUACUCAUCUUAAUGGCACUAAAUAUGUUUGUCGUCUCCAUCGUGAUAAGCAAUGGAUACAUUUCAACUUGUCGGCAAUACGUGCACCAAGUGAAACAAUUUUUGAUGGUAAGUAAUAUUUUAAAAUUAACGUGUAUUUAUUUAUGUUUCUAAUGAUAAUAUAAUAGACACAAUUAGGUAGAGAAGAAUGUACUAGAGAAUACUUAGUACACUCAAAUAUUUAUUUAGUCUCCUUCCCAAAUAAAUUGAUUAAUUAUGCAAAUUUUAAUUCAUCCGCAGAUUUAAUAAAUAAAUUAAAAACUUAAAAUGUAAAUAUACCAAGUUAGUUAUUAGUUAAUAAUUUGUAUUCGUAAUAGUAUAUUUUAAUCGAGUAAUUUAUGAUUUAAUGAUAUACAUUAUAUUAUACACGUUUAACCUUCUCCCAUAUGUAAGGUCUAGUUGUGUCUAUAGAUACUAUUUGACACCCUUUGAAUCCCAUGAACUUUUAAAAUCCCGUGUCUCAAGAAGUCUAGACCGUGAUUUAGAAUCUAAAAUAGGUAUACCUCAAUAAUUACUAUUGUCUUUUAUCGUCUAAUUACUUCUGGUUUGGUCUAGCCAACUACGUGAGAAGUUAUACCGUUACAAAUCAUUAUAAUUUUGGGAAAAUUUACCUAAUCCCAUAAAUCAUAUUCCGUAAUUCGGAACUCGUUAAUAAUAGAUUGAUGUCUUACCGAAUUUAACUCAGUAAAAAUGUUAUGUUUAGGUUACUGGAAAUAUGGAAAGAUUGGUGUCAAAUCGUUUAUCGUGCGGGACAAUCUACGAUUUUAUGGACUACUUGCAACCCCCAUCACGACAGGUGACAUACGAGUUAAUCCAUAAACACAAGUCCAACCCACGAGAUUCUGUGAUCAACACAUCAGAAUUUUUGAUUGUAUCCAUUAUAAUGUCAUGGCUAAACACGGUUAUAUGGAUUAUUUUCGCAGCUUUAACUUAUUACUUAAAGUGAAUUGUAUAAUUGUAUAGAAUCGUAUUAACUAUUCUAACCCAUAAUUUAAUUUUUUAAUUUAAUUUUGAGUAGUCCACUACCAAUAGUUAUCAAUAGCAUUUACAACUCAAAACAUAAUACUAUGCCACUAAGAGUUUGAAUGUUUAGAUUAAAAAGAAGAACUCAAAAGUUAAAAAUUAUAUUAUAUCCUAUUAAUAUUAACAUGCAGUAUGCACAAAAAAUCAAUAAAGUAUUCUCGGCAAUAAAUUAAGAAAAUGUGCUAAAAUAAACUUCAAAAAUAUACUUUAAUAUGCCAAAUAUUUGUUAGAAAUUAUUAUACGAACUAAUAAGAAAAGUACUUAGUAACUAGAUA